Messenger RNA from Rhea pennata, 2496 nucleotides. It is a transcript of the gene SYCP2L, whose product is annotated as synaptonemal complex protein 2 like. Gene Ontology annotation, biological process: meiotic nuclear division; mitotic G1 phase. The transcript is spliced from 33 exons. NCBI's taxonomy places the organism in Eukaryota, Metazoa, Chordata, Aves, Rheiformes, Rheidae. The record is from RefSeq and is a predicted model, not a curated record. The coding region runs from base 1 to 2496 and encodes 831 amino acids. Gene Ontology annotation, cellular component: condensed chromosome, centromeric region; lateral element.
AUGACGCUUCUCGAGGAUUUCUUUGACUGUGCAUUGGUGAUUAGCAAGUGCAGCAAUGAAGGGAAGAAAGAGCUGGUGAACUUAUUUCUACCUGAACUAGGGCAUCUUGUGACGGAAGUAAAUGUUUGCUGCGCCCUGCGGCAGGAGGCUUUGAGGACUCUCAACUCUAUACUGGACAGCGUACCGCGAGAGGAGAGAAAGAAAUUUCCUCUGUCCGAAGAGCUGUGCUCGCUCACGAAAGAUCUUGCAAAAAGUAUUCUGGAGGUUGGUGACUAUGACCUUCAGGUUGCCCUUUCAGAAGCUCUUUGUAGGCUAAUGACAAAAAAAUGGAGGGAUGACCUUGUUCACCACUGGUUUGAAGAUAAUUAUCUUGCUGAAGCUUUCAAAGAGAUCAAGGAUAGAGAAUUUGAGACGGACUGCAGAAAAUUUCUUAAUCAACUAAACGAGAGGCUUGGGGAUGAAAGAAGAGUCUAUUCGUUCCCUUGCAUAUCUGCUUUUGCUGACAUGAAUGAGGUGAAAAAGCCCUCGGACGAGAAGCUGGAGGAGUUCUGGAUUGAUUUCAACGCUGGCAGUCAGAGCGUGACUUUCUACGUAGACAGUAGCGAGGGUGCUCUGUGGGACUCGGUGAGGCUGUCAAAAGAAGAAGUCAGUAGUUACAGCCUGAGGGAGAAGGAUGGAGAAAAGAUCGUUAAAAUUUACAUGAAGGUUCCUGCAAUUCUAAACAAAAAUGAAGCAACAAAAAUCAAAAUAUUCUUUAGUGCUGAGUUUGAGAUAUUAGAUGUACUCAAAAAAGUCCUGGGAGAUGAAAAAAUGAUGAUAAAUGUGGCUGAUGAGGAGCCCAUCCAUGCUGGGGAGCAAGCCAGGCAGAAUGAAACAGUAAUACUUGAGCCCAGUAAUCUACAGAGGAAGAGAAAUCCUUCAAGCUCUGAAAACAUAGACUCCCUCUCGGAUACCCUAGCCGCUCAGCACAGCGAGCAGUUAACAGACACUCAGAACACGGUUACCUCUGUGUCCAUGAUCACAGUGAGCCAGCAGACUGACUUGGAGGAUGCUAACCCAGCAAAAAAACCCAAAACUCCAUCUCCAAGGAUGAAAGUUAAGCCCAGCGAGAAGCCCCUAGAAGAAGAGCCUGCAGAGGAGUCGACACCAAAGGUACCUCAGAUCUCUCCGUGCCCGAAGGAUGGCGCCCGGGAAAAGAGAAACAGAAAAUCAAGUUUGGUCAAGCAGAAGACUGAAACCAGGAAGGAUUUCUAUGACUUUGAAAAUUCAGAUUCUGCAAGCCACGAAAAGGUUGCUGAAGCCAAAGGAAAGAUCCUUGGACAGAAGCCUUCCUCACAAAAUCAGAGGGGGCAUGAAACGGAGAGCAAGACUCGGGGCUCGAGCAAGCUCGAGGGAAGGCGGUCUGAUUACAGGAAACAUCUUUUCUCUGAAAGUAAUAGCGAAAAUGCAAGCACUGGCCAGAGCGAAAAAAGCUGGAUCCUUGACUCUCAGAAACGGUCCUUACCAAGGUCCCUCGAUUACACCCGAAAAAGGCCUAGGGUCAGAAGUAAAUUAAAAGUACUUCCAGUGUCUUCCGCAAGCAGCGGCAGUGAUUACCAGACAAAAAAAUUGGAAGCUUCAAGGCCGAGAUCUCAGAAGAAAACAGUAAAGAAAAAAGGCGCAUCUAAUGCCAAAGGAGAAGAUUUAGCUGCUGUGGAAGUUGCUGAUGAAACACACUCAGAGCUAGAAAGGGAGCCGGUAUCGUUUAAUGCCUCUGCUGAGGACUAUUCCAAUAUUGAAGAGAAGCCGACACAGAAGUUUCCUGAUGCGUCUGGAAAAUCAUCAAGAGAAGGAGAAAUGUUUAAGCGUAAGGACUCAGAUGUGUUAGCUGGCACUGUUUUGAAAAGGCCUAAGCUUUCCAGUUGGGAAACAAGUCACUUAUCCUCUGACGCUUCCUACAAGCCGAGGAGACUUUUCAACUCAAUAGAGAAGGAACAGGAGACCAAAGCAGGUAAAAAAAUGGAUGAAAUGGAUGACACCCUUUUUUCCAAGAUACUGAGUGAAGAUGUCAGUGAUUCUGGGGUUAUUACUGCAUUUGAAAGCUUUACUGGCCAACUAAAGAAAUUGUUCUGGUCCAGGUACAAAAGGAUGGAGGGUUGCGCGCAGAACGCGCUGAGGACUUCUGAGAAGAACAUGUCGGCCUUAUUAAAUCAGAUACAUGAGUGCAGGCUGAAUAAGCUGGAAACCUUCCAAAAGAUUGUUGUUGAGGAGCUUGCCAGUCUUGAGAAGGAAACUCAAGUCUUAGCAAACCUGGAGAAAGAUGCAGUGGACUUCUGGAAUGCACAGGCUCUCAAACUGAAUUCUUUCUGUAACCAGCAGAAGCUACGAAUUCAGUCUGUUGACUCAGCCCUGGGUGAAACAGCACAGAGUUUUGUUGAAACUAUCCAGAAUACAACGUAUGAACGCCCAGUGCGGAAGGCAGCAGAAAACAAUGUGUUCAUUGUUCCUUCUGACUAA